CCCCAAACUUAGAUGCUUCCCGACAAGGUUGUCAAACACACAGAAGAGGUGGGCAAGAAACGGAUGGAGGAGAGUUUGCUUAGGAGCGUUGAUGAGGAUGAAGACAUGGAGGAGAUCAGCAGCUUGGGGCAGCUGCUCAGGCAUGGAGUGGAGGAGAAUAAGAAGCUGUGGUACUUGGCUGCGCCGGCCAUCUUCACCUCCAUCGCACAGUACUCUCUUGGUGCCGUUACCCAGAUCUUCGCCGGCCACCUCAGUACGCUCGAGCUUGAUGCCGUCUCAACAGAAAACUCGGUCAUCGCCGGCCUCGCCUUCGGAAUCAUGCUCGGCAUGGGCAGUGCUUUGGAGACACUCUGCGGCCAGGCCUUCGGAGCCAAGCAGCUAGACAUGCUUGGCGUCUACAUGCAGCGCUCCUGGGUCAUCCUCACCGCAACCUCCAUCUGCCUUCUCCCCAUUUACGUCUUCGCCACUCCGGUCCUCCUCUUCUUCCACCAGGACCCCCAAAUUGCAUUCCUCGCCGGCAAAUUCUCCCUCUACAUGAUCCCGCAGCUCUUCGCCUAUGUCCUCAACUUCCCCCUCCAAAAGUUCCUGCAAGCCCAGAGCAAGGUCAUGGCCAUGGCCGCCGUCUCUGCAGUGGCCCUACUGCUGCACCUCCUCCUCAGCUGGCUCCUCAUUGCGCAGCUCAACCUGGGCCUCGUGGGGGCGGCCAUCUCGCUUAACGUCGCGUGGUGGUUCGUGGUGCUCGGCCAGUUCGCAUACAUCGCCAUGGGGCAUUGCCCUGGUGCUUGGAAUGGCUUUAGCUGGGGCGCUUUCAGGGACCUCGCGGCCUUUUCCAGGCUCUCCAUAGCUUCUGCAGUCAUGAUGUGCGUGGAGUACUGGUUUUACAUGUUCCUCAUUGUCCUAGCAGGCAACCUGAAGAACGCACAAGUUGCAGUGGCUGCUAUUUCAAUAUGCAUGAACCUAUAUGGCUGGGAGAUUAUGGUGUUCAUUGGCUUCAAUGCUGCAAUCAGUGUUAGGAUCUCAAAUGAGCUGGGAGCACGCAGGCCUAGAGCUGCCAAGUUCUCGAUACUGGUAGUCAUUGUGUCAUCACUCGUCUUUGGCAUCCUCUUCUUCUCCUUGGUUUUGUUUCUCAGGGAUGUCUACGGCAUACCCUUCACUAACAGCCCAGAAGUUGUGCAUGCGAUCACUGACCUUGCUUUGGUCUUUGCCUGCACACUUCUUCUCAGCAGCAUCCAACCUGUUCUUACAGGUGUGGCAGUAGGAGCUGGAUGGCAAACAUUGGUGGCUUAUGUCAAUUUAGGCUGUUACUAUCUUGUGGGAAUUCCUGCUGGUUACAUUCUAUCAUUUUAUUUUGAUUUGGGAGUGAAGGGGAUGUGGAAUGGAAUGCUCAUAGGAGUAGGAUUGCAAACCUUAGUGCUCAUUGGCAUUACAGUGGGAACAAACUGGGACAAGGAGGCAAAGGAAGCACAAUCUAGGAUAAGGAAGUGGGGAAGCUCUGUGAAUUAAUCAUGAGCCAACCAAUAAAGGAUAUCGAGGAAUAAAUGCUAUAUUUGAGAGUGCCCAAAAUGCAAUCUCUUUAAAAAUUGUAUUAUUUAUUUGAUAAAUAAAAUUAAUUAUUUGAAGGUGCUUUUUAUAUGUAUGUGAUUUGAUCUUAAAUUUAAUUAAUGAUGUGCACAAUACAAUGCAUUACA
This is a messenger RNA of Zingiber officinale, 1688 nucleotides long. RefSeq names its product protein DETOXIFICATION 33-like. Gene Ontology annotation, molecular function: xenobiotic transmembrane transporter activity; antiporter activity. The record is from RefSeq and is a predicted model, not a curated record. NCBI's taxonomy places the organism in Eukaryota, Viridiplantae, Streptophyta, Magnoliopsida, Zingiberales, Zingiberaceae. Gene Ontology annotation, cellular component: membrane. Gene Ontology annotation, biological process: xenobiotic detoxification by transmembrane export across the plasma membrane. Bases 13 to 1503 code for a protein of 496 amino acids. The transcript has 8 exons.